Molecule: messenger RNA, 2157 nt
Organism: Malassezia sympodialis ATCC 42132
Lineage: Eukaryota; Fungi; Basidiomycota; Malasseziomycetes; Malasseziales; Malasseziaceae
Gene: STT3
Product: dolichyl-diphosphooligosaccharide--protein glycosyltransferase subunit STT3
Biological process (GO): post-translational protein modification
Cellular component (GO): membrane
Molecular function (GO): dolichyl-diphosphooligosaccharide-protein glycotransferase activity
Source: RefSeq, a predicted model, not a curated record
AUGGCGUGGGCUUCGCUGGAGACGAAGCAGCAUGCAGCGUCGCUGCUGCGAGUAGUGAUUCUGCUGAUGAUUGCCGGAGCGGCCGUCUCGUCGCGCCUGUUUGCGGUGGUGCGGUACGAGUCGAUCAUCCACGAGUUUGAUCCGUGGUUCAACUUCCGUGCCACGAAGGUGCUGACGAAGGACGGCUACUACCGCUUCUGGAACUGGUUCGACCCGACGGCCUGGUACCCGCUGGGCCGUGCGGCAGGCGGCACGGUGUUCCCGGGCCUGAUGAUCACGAGUGGCACGCUGUACAACAUCCUGCACUUUUUCCACAUCCCCGUGAACAUCCGCGACGUGUGUGUGAUGCUCGCGCCCCUGUUCAGUGUCUUUACGGUGGUGGCCGCCUACCUGUUCACCGCCACGAUGAAGGACGAGUCGGCGGGCCUGCUCGGUGCGCUGUUCGUCGCGAUUGCGCCGGGCUACAUCUCGCGCUCGGUCGCGGGCUCGUACGACAACGAGGCGAUCGCCAUCUUCCUCCUGCUCUUCACCUUCUACCUGUGGGUGCGCGCGGUGCGCGAUGGCUCGAUUCUGUACGGUGUGCUCACGGCGCUGUUCUACUUCUACAUGGUCGCCGCGUGGGGCGGCUACGUCUUUAUCACGAACAUGAUCCCGCUGCACGCGCUCGUGCUCAUCCUGAUGGGCCGCUUCAGCGAGCGGCUGUACGUGGCGUACUCGAGCUACUACGUCAUCGGCACGCUCGCGAGCAUGCAGAUUCCGUUCGUCGGCUUCCAGCCGGUGCGCACGUCCGAGCACAUGGCGGCCCUGGGCGUGUUUGGCCUGCUGCAGCUGAUUGCGCUCACCGAGACGGUGCGCCAGCACGUGUCGUCGGCGCAAUUCAAGGUGCUGGUGCGCAGCGCCGUGGCGCUCGUCGCGGUGGGCGCGCUGGGCGUCCUCGUGCUGCUCACGUCGGCGGGGUACAUUGCGCCGUGGACGGGCCGCUUCUACUCGCUGUGGGACACGUCGUACGCAAAGAAGCACAUCCCGAUCAUUGCGUCGGUGUCGGAGCACCAGCCGCCGUCGUGGCCGUCUUACUUUAUGGACCUGCACUGCCUCGUGUUCCUCUUCCCGGUCGGUGUGUUCCUCCUCUUCCGCGAGCUGCGUGACGAGCACGUGUUUGUGGUGAUCUACGCGGUGAUGGGAUCCUACUUUUCCGGCGUCAUGGUGCGCCUCAUGCUCACGCUCACGCCGUGUGUGUGUGUGUGUGCGGCUGUCGCGCUCAGCACGCUGCUCGAUGUGUACGUGGGCCGCUCCGUCGACGGCACCGGCCGUCGUGCGCGCGCGCUGCCGAUGGACCUGCGCCUCCUCGUGGUCGGCGCGGUGAUGGUCAUGCUGCAGCUGUUCGUGUGGCACUGCACGCACAUCACGUCGUCGGCGUACUCGUCGCCCUCGGUCGUGCUGGCGUCGCAGACGACCGACGGCUCGCAGAUGAUCAUCGACGACUUCCGCGAGGCCUACUACUGGCUGCGUGAGAACACGCCGAAGGACGCCAAGGUGAUGAGCUGGUGGGACUAUGGCUACCAGAUCGCCGGCUUUGCGGACCGCACGACGCUGGUCGACAACAACACGUGGAACAACACGCACAUUGCGACGGUCGGCAAGGCGAUGGCGUCGUCGGAGGAGAAGGCAUACCCGAUUCUGCGCCAGCACGACGUCGACUACGUGCUGAUCAUCUUUGGCGGCCUGCUCGGCUUCAGUGGCGACGAUCUGAACAAGUUCCUGUGGAUGAUCCGCAUUUCGCAGGGGAUCUGGCCCAAGGAGAUUGUCGAGUCCAAGUUCUUCAGCGCGGCAGGCGACUACAGCGUCGACGACAAUGCCAGUCCGACGAUGCGCGAGAGCCUCAUGUACAAGAUGAGCUACUACCGCUUCAACGAGCUGUUCGGCGGGGGCCCCGGCCAGGACCGUGCGCGCGGCUCCGCGGGGCCGUCCAAGUCGCCGGUGCUGGACACGCUCGACGAGGUGUUUACCAGCGAAAACUGGCUGGUCCGCAUAUACCAAGUCAAGAAGGAGGACACGCUGGGCCGCUCUCUGCCGCUCGCCGCGGCGUGGGAGCGGGGCCAGCGCCAGAAGCGGGCAUCGUUCCCCUACCCGGCCAGCGCCGGCGCGCUCGUACACUAA